AUGAGUCGCUUCUAUUUCGGCGACGACUCGCGCUCAGCGUCCAGCGACAACGACAACGAAGACGAAGAUGACCCCUCCUCUCUCCCCUUUGCAACACCCCUUCGCCGAUCGGACUUCCUCGACUCGGAAUUUUCACCGGCAACAUAUCUCUCUACGCUCCACAAUCGACACCAAACUCUGGAAGACCUACGUUCAGAACUGCGCUCGCGAUCGCAGCUUCUGUCCAAAGAGCUGCUAGACCUCGUCAACAGUAACUACCAAGACUUCCUUAAUCUGGGUAACAGUCUACACGGCGGCGAGGAAAAGGUAGAGGAGGUACGAGUAGGGCUUCUGGGCUUCAGGAAGGAUGUCGAUAGCUUGGUUGGUGUGGUGGGGGAAAGAGAGGAGGAAGUAGGAGAAUUGUUACAAGAGAGGAGAGACACCAGGGAGAAGAUCGAGUUAGGAAGACGCUUAGUCGACUAUGAUGCUCGGCUUAAGGAAUUGGAGACUGAGCUUAUGAUCGAGACGGCGGGGCACGAGACAAUCAUACUCGGGGAAGAGGUCUCGGACAGCGAGGAUGAUGAAGAGGAAGAGGAAGAGGAAGAGGGCUACGGUGUGUCGAUUGUCAAGCUGAGGCGAAAUGUCGUGCAUUACCAAUUGGUGCUGGGGUUGCAGAAAGACUUGGGCGAGCAUCCGUUUGUGGCGGCCCAGGCAGCCAGAACAGCAAAAGUGCGGAGUACACUAUUGAUGGAUCUGAGUACUGCGCUGCAGCAGGCGAAAAGCGCUGGCGCUUCUGGCUCUGGUCGCGUGAUGAAAGUAACGAAGAUCUACGCCGACAUGGAGGAAUCUGCCGAAGCAGUCAAGGUCCUCAAAACACUCAAGUCGUCAUAG
This is a messenger RNA of Alternaria postmessia, 870 nucleotides long. RefSeq lists its product as uncharacterized. Lineage: Eukaryota; Fungi; Ascomycota; Dothideomycetes; Pleosporales; Pleosporaceae. The transcript is spliced from 2 exons. The record is from RefSeq and is a predicted model, not a curated record. Bases 1 to 870 code for a protein of 289 amino acids. Gene Ontology annotation, biological process: intra-Golgi vesicle-mediated transport; Golgi organization; protein transport. Gene Ontology annotation, cellular component: membrane; COG complex.